CGCUGCCGCGGCGGCCAUGGCGGGGCCGGGGCUGAGCGAGCGGGAGCGGGCGGGCUGCCGGGCCCUGCUGGAGCUGCUGAGCACCGAGGAGCUCAUGGCGCUUACCGACACCGUCACCAGCCGCAUGGUGCACCCGGAGAGCCGGCAAGAAGCCAUUCACGCCAUUCUGGUUUACAGCCAGAACGUGGAAGAACUUCUGAGACGCAGGAAGGUUUAUAGAGAAAUAAUCUUUAAGUAUUUGGCAGCACAAGGAAUUCCAGUCCCUCCUUCCUUGGAGAAACAUCUGCUCAUUGACCGUGUGAGGCAGUUCUGGAGUGGGCAGCUCUCAGCUCGAGCCUUGGAGUCGGGGCAGACAAAACCACAUGCAGAGAGUCAUGGAGAGGGAGGAAAGCCACCAGAAGAUGACAUUGGUGGUCUGGGAGGACAAUUCUGUCAGUGGUACUUUGAACUCCUGAACUCUCAACAUCCCUUGGGAGUAACAUGUGAAGAUACAUGGGGACCACAGCAUUUCUGGGAGGAUGCCAGAAUGAAAUUCUGCUAUGACACUUCAGAAAAGAACAUGGAACAGUACGUUGGUGCAGACAUGGUGAGCCUGCGGCUGCUCUCCUUGGUGAAGGAGGAAUGUCUUCUCUUCAACCCCAACCUGCAUGGCAAUGGCCUCAAAUAUGCCAUGUCUCCUCAUGGCUUGGUGCUGGUGGCAGUGGCUGGCACAGUGCACAGAGACAACACUUGUUUGGGCAUCUUUGAGCAAAUCUUUGGACUCAUCAGCUGCCCUGUCAGGAAUAACACCUGGAAAAUAAAACUUGUGAAUCUUAAAAUAGUCGGACAGAAUGCUCUGGAGCCUGGGAUGCAGAUUGAGAAACCCUCCAUAAAAUAUGAGCUGAACCAACUGAGAGAGUUCUAUGAUGGGAAGGAACUGACCGUGUUUGAACCUCAGAAAUUCUGAGAUUUCUCAGAAAUUUUUUCACACUGGGUGAGGGGUGGAUGCUUGCACCCUUUUCUGAGUGAGACUUUCUGGGUGGCACACUGAGAUAUGAAGUCUAAAGUAUUAACACAGGGAUUACUUGUGGGCACCUUUCCAAAAGCUAUCACAUAUUUCAGAGUAUUACUUCAGGUUUUGCACUGCAGAGUGGAGUUAGUUUGGUUAUCCUGGUACAAAACAUGGUUACAUUUCACUGUGGGCUGGCAGGAGUGUGGAACAGGUGACCUGGGGUUCACAAACUGCACAUUCCUUCUCUUCAAGACACCAGUUUAAACUCUUACCUGAGAUGGAGUAGGA
Molecule: messenger RNA, 1279 nt
Organism: Corapipo altera (White-ruffed manakin)
Lineage: Eukaryota; Metazoa; Chordata; Aves; Passeriformes; Pipridae
Gene: CUNH3orf38
Product: chromosome unknown C3orf38 homolog
Exons: 3
Coding region: 17-946 (309 amino acids)
Source: RefSeq, a predicted model, not a curated record